UAGACAGACAGUGGUGUAAGCUGAAAGAACUAUGGCUCUCCGAUUAGCAUAUUGGAUGCUCUUAUUUCAUUUUCUGUUCUUAAUGUGCGACCAUGGCAAUGGAGCAAGGGAUGUAGCAAAACAAGACUGGAAACAAGUGGAGAUGAUAGACCAACAUGACUCAGCUAGCCAUGAAACUAAAUCAGUCUCCAAAGACUCUGAGAUGGAGGACAAAAAGCAUUGCGACCAUGCUAAUGAAAUGCAGAAUGUACCUAAGCAACACUUGAAAGUCACAAAAGAUGGUUACAUAACAGCAUAUGGAGAAGAGUACUCUAAAGAAUCAGUGAUGGUGCAAGAAAAUAAAAUGAAGCCAAUGUCAACAUCUCAUCUCUUCGGAGCAGUAGGCUUAUUCCCCGUAAAAGAUUUGUUUGUGGGGAAUAUAAUGCCUCUUUACUUUCCCGUAAAAGAAUUUCCUCAGUUCUUGCCUAGAGAAGAAGCUGAUUACAUUCCUUUCUCCAUGGCCCGACUCCCAAACAUCCUUCAACUCUUCUCAGUCCCUAUAGAUUCUCCCAGUGCCAGAGCCAUGGAAGCCACACUCCAUGAAUGUGAAGUUACACACAUCCCAGGGGAGAUCAAGCUCUGUGCUACAUCUUUAGAGUCCAUGCUUGAUUUUGUGCAUAAAGUCAUGGGCUCAUGGGCUAACCCGAAUGUUCUGACAACUACAGUACACCCCACAAUGUCAACUGCCUUGACACAGAAUUAUAGUGUUUUGAGAGUUUCAAAGGAAAUUUACGCUCCUAAAUGGGUUGCUUGUCAUCCUUUGCCUUACCCUUAUCUGACUUUCUUCUGCCACUUCACAGAGAAUACCAAGAUUUUCAAGGUUUUACUUGGUGGUGAGAAUGGACAUAAGGUGGAAUCUGCUGCUGUUUGCCACAACACUUCUGGUUGGGACCCUAAUCACAUUAUAUUCCGCGAACUUGGUCCCAAGUACGGCUCGACUUCAGUAUGCCAUUUCCUUGCAAAAUAUCACCUUGUUUGGGUUCCAUCACCAACAACAGCCUCUAUCUAAAGGUAGCUCAAGCUCUGUUGCCUCUGUAUUGUGUAAAUGUUGAAUAAAGGUCAAUCAGCGAGUUCUUGUAAUAUGGUGGACCUUGUGUUUCUGCUUGUAUUGCUGCUUAAUUUCUAGUUUGUUGUCUGAAUGUCUCAUGUGAGGAAGAUCACAAAAGUAGGUGCCCUUUAUGUACAAAGGGUGGGACUUUGGUCGCAGUUA
Messenger RNA from Quercus lobata, 1249 nucleotides. Its product is annotated as BURP domain-containing protein BNM2A-like. Lineage: Eukaryota; Viridiplantae; Streptophyta; Magnoliopsida; Fagales; Fagaceae. The transcript is spliced from 3 exons. Bases 32 to 1048 code for a protein of 338 amino acids. The record is from RefSeq and is a predicted model, not a curated record.